AUGGGCGCCUUUAUGUUUGGCUACGACCUGGGCUUCAUCGGCACGGCCUUGGUCCUGCCCUCGUUCAAGAGAGAUUUCGCCCUGCUUGAUGCCUCAAACAACGAUGCAAAGGCAUUCCACGCCAACGUAAUAUCCCUCCUCAUCGCCGGCUGCAUCCUGGGAUCAUUCGUCGCCGGGCCGUUCAGCGAUCGCUUCGGGCGCCUCAAAACGAUGCUGCUCCUCACCAUCUUCUUCGUGGCCGGAUCCGCAGUCCAGACCGGCGCGAGAGGUUCCUACGCCGCUCUGCUCGCGGGCCGGGGCAUCGGAGGCAUCGGCGUCGGCAUGGCCACCAUGAUCGUCCCCACCUACGUCGCCGAACUGUCACCGCCCGCCAUCCGCGGCCGGCUGAUUGGUAUCUAUGAGUGCUUCGUCUCGGGCGGCACGUUUGUCGGCUUCUGGAUCAACUACGGGCUUGCAAGGAACAUUUCCGACUCCGACUCGGCACAGUGGGAGGUCAGCUUCGGUGUCCAGCUGAUCCCUGGGGGGUUGCUUGCGCUGGGCUUGCUGUGGAUGCCGGAAUCGCCGCGCUGGCUGGCUCGCCACAAGGGUCCGGGGGCAUGCAUCGCCGUCCUGGAGAAGCUGCGCAAGAUCCCGGCAGACCACCCGUACAUGGUGGAGGAGUCCACCGGUAUCUUGAACCAGAUCGCGUACGAAGAUUCCGUAGCCGGGCCGAGCGGAGUCAAGGCGACCCUGCGUGAGAUGGCGGAACCAAGCAACCGCAGACGCCUUAGUAUCGGCGUUGUGCUGUUCGUCUUCAUGCAGAUGGCGGGCUCGAACGCCAUCAACUACUACAGCCCGACCAUUUUUGAGUCUGUCGGUAUUACCGGUGUCAACAACGGGCUGUUUGCAACGGGAAUUUACGGUCUUGUGCGCUUCAUCGCCACAAUGAUCUCGAUGCUGUGGGUUGUUGAUCGUUUCGGGCGUACUCGCAUGCUGAUGAUUGGAGCCGCCGCCAUGGCUUUUGCACUGUUCUUCAUCGGGGCCUAUAUCAAAAUUGGGCAGCCCUCGGCGCAGGGCGGUGUUAGCGCCGGCGGUUACGCUUCGAUCGUCAUGAUAUACAUUUACGCCGUGGGCUGGUGCUUUUCAUACGGGGGUGUGCCAUGGAUCAUCGCCGCUGAGAUCUUCCCGCUAAGAAUCCGAGGAGCUUGUAUAUCCAUAUGCGUGGCAACGCACUGGAUCUUCAACUUUAUGAUCGCGCGCGCCACACCGUACAUGAUCGCUGACAUUGGCUAUGGAACUUACUUCCUCUUCGCCGCCUGUAUUACCCUUUCCAUACCCUGGGUGUAUUUCUUCGUCCCGGAGACUAAAAAUCUCAGUCUCGAGGAAAUGGACCGCCUAUUUGGGGUUCAAGUCUUUGAGAACAGCGUGGAUGUCGAAAAGGCUGCUGUCUCUCAAGUGGAGGAAGUCGAGUAG
Chaetomium globosum CBS 148.51 is the source of this 1452-nucleotide messenger RNA. RefSeq lists its product as uncharacterized. The record is from RefSeq and is a predicted model, not a curated record. Gene Ontology annotation, cellular component: membrane. The transcript is spliced from 3 exons. Gene Ontology annotation, biological process: transmembrane transport; carbohydrate transport. Bases 1 to 1452 code for a protein of 483 amino acids. Gene Ontology annotation, molecular function: carbohydrate:proton symporter activity. Lineage: Eukaryota; Fungi; Ascomycota; Sordariomycetes; Sordariales; Chaetomiaceae.